Messenger RNA from Closterium sp. NIES-67, 2443 nucleotides. NCBI's taxonomy places the organism in Eukaryota, Viridiplantae, Streptophyta, Zygnematophyceae, Desmidiales, Closteriaceae. The record is from the annotation of a GenBank genome assembly.
UCCCAUAUUCCGCAGACGAGCUACCUAGCUACCUAUGAAUAGCACAUCGCACCCGCAUCGCACCCGCAUCGCACGCGCUUAUAGCUAGCUCUCCCCCCGCGUGAGUAUCCAUCCAUCCGCCCUAGCAAGACGCACGGCACACGACGACACGACACCCUAUCCGUCCCACCAUCACGCAUCACUCACCCGUUCCGCUCCGCUCCGCUCCGCUCCGUUCCGCUCCGCUCCGCUUCUAGCCUGGUAGUACCCGCCCCACCGUACUCACUCACGCCCACACACACGCCUCCGCGUGUCAAGCACGCGGCACUGCGACGCCUUGCCGGAGCAGAGCACAUCGGAGAAGCCUGGGCAUCUCUCGACCACAGAGAUUCUCUUGACCACACCCCGCGAUUUCCCGACCAUCUAGACGAUAUAGAUCAUCGUCACGUAGAAGCCUUGCCUUGACGAUGACGAUGGCACUGCUGCCUUGCCUUGAGCGGUAACGUUUGAUAGAGUCAUGAUACCGGCCGGCAAUGCAGCUUCGCGGUAGUAGAGUUAUGGCGGGACGACUUAGUAUCACAAUACUGCGUAGACCGUGCCUGUCGUCCCCGCGCCUACCGCCGCGUCCCGCGCACCUUUCCGCCCGCUGCCUUUCCGCCUGAUGGCCUAGUCGCGCGCCAGCCUCCACAGCAGCAGCGGUAGUAUUCCUCCGCCGCAUCUGCAGCAAGCGAGCGCCUGCCACGCGGCCAGCGGCGGACUCCGCUCCCCUUACCCUCUGCUCCCCCUGUUUCCCCCGCUCCCCGGGCGCUCCCCCGGCGCUCCCCCGGUUCUCCCCGGAUCCUCUCCCCCUUCCUCCCUCUCCGCGCAUCUUCCCCCCAUGGCGUACACGCGGUGCCUGUCGCUGCCCGUUAUAGCGGGCUUUGCUUUAAUCGCGUUCGUCGCGUACACGAUCAUCUUCCUCGUUAUCCAGCCAUGGCUCGGCCUGAUCACCGCCGCCGGCGUCCUCAACGUCGGCGCGUUUUGCGCGUGGACCGCCAUGAUCUUAUUCUCCUACAUGCUCUCUAUUUUCCGCGACCCGGGGUCCGUGCCCGCGCACUACGUCCCCGACGCGGAGGGCGACGCGGAGAGUAACGCGGAGGCGGGGAGAUUAACUCCGGUGCUGGUGGAGGUGAAGAGGAAGGGCGGCGAGGCGCGGUAUUGUCAGAAGUGCGGCGCGUUCAAGCCGGCGCGGUGCCACCAUUGCCGCAUAUGCAAGCGAUGCGUGCUCCGAAUGGACCACCACUGCGUGUGGAUCAACAACUGCGUGGGGCACACCAACUACAAGGCCUUCUUCCUCUUCGUGCUCUACGACGUGCUCGCACUCACACACACCGUGGCUCUGCUAAUCGCCUUCUUUAUCUCCUCCUGGUCCGCUGACCCCCUCCCGCAUUCCUCCUCCUCCCUGUCCUCCACAUCUCAUCUAGCCACCUCGUCAGUAUCGGCGUCAUCAACAGCAGCAGCAGUAGCAGCAGCGGCAGCAGCCGUGGGGGGAGAGGCGUACUCGCAGCCUGCACUGCUGCUCGUGCCCUCCCCUAUGACGUGCUCUGUGUUGCGGGCGCUGUGUCUGCUAGUGAGCCUGCCGCUGCUGAUCGCGCUGCUGGUGCUGCUGGUGUGGCACUGCUACCUCAUCGCCAUCAACAAAACCACCAUCGAGCACUACGAGGGGGUGAGGGCGCGGCUAUUGAGUCCAAGGCCAGUGGCCACAGGCCAAGCGCCUCCCAGCCACCCAUACGAUCUGGGGAUCAUCGCCAACCUCACUGCUAUCCUGGGCCCAGUGGCCUUGUGCUGGCUGUGUCCCAACGACACGCGGCACAUCUCGGACGGGAUGCACUUCGACACUGCAUACUCCCUGCACUCCAAGCAUGCACACAACCACACCGCCCACCGCCAUACCCAUGUCGACCCCAUCCUCUGAUGAGUGCCAUGGUGCACAUUCGCACUCCUUGUGGCUCGGAGUCUUUGUGUCGACUUAAAAGCCAGCUCGCUCCAAGCACGUGCACACCCGCACUGCCCACCAUCACACCCACGUCGACCCCAUUCUCUUGUGCGGAUUCGCACUUGUGGCUCGACUCAAAAGUCAGCUGGCUCCAAGCACGCGCACACCCAUCACCCACCAUCACAACCACGCCGACCACAUUCUUUGAGCGUCAGGCAGAGUGCCGUGCCAUGGCACAGACUGGUGUGGCUGCGCCAGGCAGAGUGCAUCUUCGCUCUCCCUGUGGCUCAUUGUGGCUCCUCUCCUUGCUCUCUUACUGAGCCUGAUGUGCCAUGGUCAUGGCAUGGCACUGACUGACCGACCCCAUCUUUGUUGCUGCAAUGAAUGGAGAUUGUGGUUGGGGCUACAUGCUUGCAGGGGUGCAUUGCUCAUUCUUAUGCUUGCCCGAUUCCGCAAGCUCUUUAUUUUUAUUUAAACGCCUAGCACCGA